AUGUUACCUAGGUCCAAGCCAGACAGCAUGCGGGACCUUGGUAUCCUGGAGGCUUGUUCAGCUGCCUUUCUUUCCAAUUCUUUUGCUUUCUUCUUUUCUCUCUUUUUCUUGCUCUUACUCAUUGUUCCUGUUGAUGCUGCAGCUGCAGCGGUGGAUACACCAGUUGUCAUCCCAGUAUCUUUGGCUUUUCUGGAACUAGUGGAAGUGUCUAGGGUUGAGGGCACCUUUAGAGGAGAUACGGAUAUUUUUGGUAGAGAAAUAGGGGGAGAAGUUGUCGUUCCUUUUGUUGCCUCUGUGCUAGAGGGCACGCUUUUGACUGAUGUGGGGGAGUCGUCAUCGAGGUCGUCGAACUCCAACGGAGAAAGAAGAGAAAUUUCGGAUCCAGAAUCUAUGAGAAACUUAACUGGGAAAAGCGUGACGUUGGUGGCAAUGAUGACGACCAGCAGCUUCACUGAGGAAGAAGUCAAAGUGCCGGUAUCCUUUGGGCAAGAGUUUGUUCUCGAGCUCGUCGUAAUUCUCGUCUCCUUCGUAUUCUUCAUCCGCAGUUACUUACUCCACAAAAUUCACAACUUUCCUGCCGCGACCACGACCACAACCACGCAUAUUUCCGCGCAUAGAGGAGCAACCUCUUGCAUUCCCUUGGGACAAUCGCGGCCUGCGACCAUCUUUCUCGGGCGCGAUAUAGACAAACUUUCUAGGCGCUUGUUUGGCGGAUUCCUUGGACAACGCGCGGCACUCACUACUGAAGUGACCCUUUUGGCCACAAUUAUAGCACAAAGUAGCGACGCAAAAGUCAGAGUUACCCUGCCCAUUAUACACUGGAGGGGUCUUUGGGCGUUGGUAAGAAAUUUGGUGGAGGGAGGAGCCUUGUCGCGAUGCCUGUAUGUCUUGCUCCCGAUCUUCUACCAAAAUCGCAUUUUGGAUCGCGGCCUCAAAAUUGUCAAAACUCUCCUUGACAAAGAAAGGGUUUGGAAGCAGGGCAGCAGCAACAACUUCCACAAGAUCUCAACAGACAAUGAAUAUGGAAAGGAUGUUCGGGCGUCCUCUUUAUGGAUUCGUUUAGGGACAGGACAAAGUGAGCUGAAAGUGGGCAGCUGGAUUUUGAAUUCAGCAAACUUGCAAGGAGCUCACGUUGUGGAUCCAUAUUUAUGCAAGGCUUUGGAGGAAAUGCUGUUCCAGAACAAAUCAGUAUUGGACCUUGGAUGUGGGAUUGGUCUCUAUGGGAUUUGCUUCCUACGACUCAGUAAUCACACAUUUCCAAAUUCAGAAAGGGAUUUUUUUACAAGGCACCUUAUGGGCUUGAAAGAUUGGUGGAAGUCAACAGGUCCUGUUAUUCAGUCCUGGACUGGUUAUGAUGGAACCCCAGGGAUCAAGGAUUUGACAGCUGGCUUAGUAAAACGCAUGGAUCUCAGUAAGCCGAGAUACAUUGGACGAACAUUCAACUGGGUCUUGAGUUUAGAAGUUGGCGAGCAUAUUCCUAGAAAGUAUCAGGCGAAUUACAUCUCCAACCUCGUUAGACACGCUGAAGAAGGAAUAGUUCUGUCAUGGGCCGUCGAGGGCCAAGGAGGACGUUCACACGUGAACAAUCGGAACAACGACAUCAUCAUUGCAAUUCUGGAAGGACACGGGUUUUACCCGCAGCCUGAAAUUUGGAAAAGUCUUCGUGGCAACAGCUCUCUUUAUUGGUUCAAAAACACUGUUAUGACAUUCCGGCUGCUAAUCAGUUCUUUACCUAAUGUGGCAGCUGUGAAGGCGGCUGUUGAUGAAAAUGGUGGAAUUACCUUGGAAGACCUGAAGGCAACCCUUGAUUGA
Molecule: messenger RNA, 1812 nt
Organism: Notodromas monacha
Lineage: Eukaryota; Metazoa; Arthropoda; Ostracoda; Podocopida; Cyprididae
Source: the annotation of a GenBank genome assembly